Molecule: messenger RNA, 841 nt
Organism: Orbicella faveolata
Lineage: Eukaryota; Metazoa; Cnidaria; Anthozoa; Scleractinia; Merulinidae
Product: aminoacyl tRNA synthase complex-interacting multifunctional protein 1-like
Molecular function (GO): tRNA binding
Source: RefSeq, a predicted model, not a curated record
CGACCAGCACUUUACAUGAAGUAUCUCAAGAAACCACUGACAUUUUCCCUUGCGAAAAAAGUAAAUCUCUCUGAUAAUUUCUUGGAAAAGAAGUUGAUGUGGCGAGAUUUCACAACAUAUAGGAACCUUUUCAAGAAAUCGGACAUUUUGAGACCAGUCCUUCAGACACGAAUAAUCAUGGUUACAGGUGGAGAUGUUGCUAAAAGGCUCGAGGAACGCGCAGUGGAAGCCGAAGAGACCAUCGCUUUGUUGAAAUCUCAACUUCUCUUCCUUCAGAAAGCGGCAGAAAAGAAGACCAAGCCUGUUGGAAUAAAGGAUCGCAUUACAGCUCUCAAACAAGAGAAUGACCGUCUUAAGCAAGAAGCUGACAAACUUAAAUCAGAGUUGGAAUACUGGGAAGUCAGAAAUGGAUGUAAGUACCGGGUAAACAGAGAGUGUACAUAAUGUUUUAUCUUGUGACCUAAGAAAGUAAAAGUUACCUGAAAAAAAUUAUACAGUCAUAUAGCUAUUGCUUAUCAACCCAGAGAGAUACAUUGUGCAAUUGCAAGGAAGUUUUCACCUCUUGGCUUGACAAUACAGCACUGAUGAUGCUUUUGUAAAGAAGGCCUUAGUCAAUCAUUUUGCAGUUCCUCUAACACAAGAAUUAAUCAAGUAAUUUGUUUCAAUUCUCAGCAAGCAACACACAUUUUUUAAAGUCAUGUACACAUAGUAUGUGAGCUGGUGUUCAUGUAGCUUGAUGCAGAAGUGUUAUAAACAGUUUUGAUUAAUUGUUCAGUUCUAGAGAAUAGCCAUGUUCCCCCCACAGAAGGGAUUGGAAUUUCCUGGGGGGUGGGGUGUUCUA